AUGGUGAUGGCUCCGCCUCGAGAUAAGAAGAAGCCGAGGGCAUUCAAGACAACCACCGCUGUUGCUGCCGUAGAUGUGGCACACGUUUCGCCUGCAGUUCCGAAAGGCACUUCGCCAAAAGUGAAUGGCAAACAGUCGCUGAAAGCCGCAAAGGUGACGAACGGUGGCCGCAGCGAGGAGAAACAGGAUGGAGAUCCCGAAAGGACCACAGCAGAUGCUGGCGAGCCGAAAGACGAGACCUCAACAGGGCAAGAACCUGCUCUGGACGAAGACGAUGCGUCGACCGAUGCGGAAUCCAAUUUUCACGACGCGGACGCUGGCCAAGAAGGCGAGAAGGACGAUGAUUCAUCGGCAUCGAGGGACUCCUUGACCGAGACAGGCCACAUCCUGCCCGUUGCAGGCUCAGACCAAGCCGAAAAACCGCGCAGUGACAAGCUAAGCGUGGCGCGAAAGGGUGAUGAGGAUCCGAGCGCUACCGCAGGGUCGCCAUCCUUCAGCGUACAACCUGCGGAGGGCUCUCAGGCUGCAAAUACUGCUUCCGAAAGGCCUGGCUCGUCCAUGUCCUCAACGUCAGAGCCCAGCGUCAUCAAAGUGACAGACCACUCUGAUGGUUCGAAUGAAGAGGCAAGCAGCACAGCCAAUGAAUUUCGUCGACAGCAAUUGCCGAGCACGAAUGAAGAUGUGCCCGCGGAUUCGAAUGACUCCAUCCCUCGACUGCAGCAACCUCUGCCCCAGACACCCGACCUCGCUGCUCAGUCAUCUGCCUCACCUUCCUCAUCAACUGCCAAGCGCUCUCUGUGGGGAAUGCUCAGUCCCCGUGGCAGCAGCCAAGGCGUGGGAACGUCUCCAACUUGGUCUCCAUCGGCAGACUUUCGGCCAAAGCUUGCUGCUUCCUUGUCGAAUAGCCUCUCCUCGUUCACUGCUGGACUCUCCGCAGUGCGUAGGGGAAGUGUUGCACCGGCGUCCUCAGAGCGCGUGCGGCUGCCUCGUCGUGAGGUUGAUGAAGCGCAACUUGCGGAGGACGUGAUGCGCUUCGCAGACGCUCGACACGUUCUGCGGACAGUGACUGAUGGCAACAGGCUUAGAGAUUUAGGAAUUCGCCUCGAAGAAGGUUGGCGAGAGAAACUUGCCGAGGCACAGUCUCUGCGAGCCCGUCUGGAGGAAGCUCAAGAUACACUGGAGGACCUUGAGGACGAAAAUGAGCAUUUGCGAACGCAACUCGGAACUCUUAGCGAGCAGAUCGCUGCGCGUGAAGACGCAUUUGAGCAACUUCAGCGCUCAACGAUCGAGCACCAGACGAGGGAGAAAUCUUUGUGGCGAGAGGAGGCGCGAGAGGAGAGAGAGAACGUUCUUUUUCAAGUUGCAGAGGCACAGCGGCAGCUUGCAGAAGAGCGGGCUGUGACCGCGCAGCUGCGCAUUGUGCUGCAGAGCGCAAAGAGCGGCCGUAUCGAUGUACUUGACAGCAUCGAUACAGGGGACGGUACGAGUGCACCUGCAGAAAUUCAAGAUAAACCCUCGGUCGAUGCUCGCCAAUCUCCGGAAUCAGGCGCUGUCCUCCGACGGCAGUCACAGUCUAGCGAAAGCAAGCUCGAUCAAGAUUGUGGCGAGAAAGUGGGAGAUGAAAUACAAAAUGACGUCCUGUUCAACUUGUCGCACUCUCCGACGUCUUCAAAGCGUUCGACGUCGCUCUUCAGUGAGGUUCACACGCUGCACGGUAUGCGAGGAGCGGGGCUCCUCGCAGGUGCAAUCGCGGAAGAGGAAGGGAAGACCUACGCCAUCGCCACGCAAGUCCUCUUUGAUAAAGCUGCCGCCGACGGGGCUCUUACCAAAGCGCUUCAGGAGGAAAAUAACUCGUUGAGAUCCUAUGUUGAUGCCAAGGAUCGACGCUGCACAACUUUACAGCUGGAAGUCGAAGAGCUGCAGACGCGCUUGGUGCAAACCGAGUCGGCCAUCGCCGAAUUGCUAGACACAGCACCGCCCGUCUGA
Tilletiaria anomala UBC 951 is the source of this 1986-nucleotide messenger RNA. RefSeq lists its product as uncharacterized. Lineage: Eukaryota; Fungi; Basidiomycota; Exobasidiomycetes; Georgefischeriales; Tilletiariaceae. The transcript is spliced from 2 exons. The coding region runs from base 1 to 1986 and encodes 661 amino acids. The record is from RefSeq and is a predicted model, not a curated record.